Molecule: messenger RNA, 3261 nt
Organism: Urocitellus parryii (Arctic ground squirrel)
Lineage: Eukaryota; Metazoa; Chordata; Mammalia; Rodentia; Sciuridae
Gene: Nabp1
Product: nucleic acid binding protein 1
Biological process (GO): mitotic G2/M transition checkpoint; response to ionizing radiation; double-strand break repair via homologous recombination
Cellular component (GO): SOSS complex
Molecular function (GO): DNA binding
Source: RefSeq, a predicted model, not a curated record
CAAGAAUUCUUGGCUGGGAGGUGCCACAGUGCAGAAGGUAAGAGAGGGAGCACCACAAUCCCUGCAGGUCAUAUAAAUCUUGCUAAGGAUGGUCUGUCUUGUGGGAAACAACUGAAGGUUUAAAGCAGAUCACGUAGAACAAGAUCCAGCUUGCACUUUGGAAAGAUGGCAAUGACUGCAGUGUGGGGAGUGGACAGGCAUUCCACGCCACUUGCUGACCCCUCUCAGCAAUUCUAAGUGAUCUUUUUCAGUCCGAGUGGUUUUAGGACUCGAGUGAAAAGUGGAAGACCAGGUGGGAUGGUCUGUGUUGAAGACUUGCCUGUUGAGCUGCCUGGAUGAUCUUCAUCAAACAACCCUCAUCUUUCUGGAUCCCAGUUUAAAUAUGCUUAAAAUGGUGAAGCUGAGCUGAUCUCCAAUUUCCCUUCUGGUCUGAAAACUCCAAUGUUACAACCAUGAAACCAUUCACCAUCCCAGCCCGUUUUUCCUUGAUCCUGAACACAGCUAACCAUGCCAGAGCUCUGUUCUAAUUUAAUUGCAUACUUUUGCACCUGCUGAAUCCUAAACUCAAUCGUUCCCGUGACCGCAGGACCAAAGGGCAUGGGUUGGGGACAGAACGCUGAGUGGCAAGGAGAAAAAGGGAAGAAGACCCUGACGUUGGCCAGCUGGUAGUAAAAGCCUGCAGCAGGAAAGUUAACCAGGGAAGAAUUGACGUUGCGCAGCGACGGAGGGCGGGAACGAAAGCGGAUUGGCAGGCUGGGGGCGGGGCCAGCACUGACAGCCCCGGGGGAGGAGCUAAGGAAGCUGCGUGGGCGUCGUUGGUUCCUUUCCAUCCCUUGGUUUCCCCGACCCUGCGCCACGCGGGCGUGGUGGCGGGCGUGCCGACGCCGUUUGACGUCACAAGGGGCGUGGCUGCCUGGUAGUCCACCGGUGCGCGGGCGCGUUCGGCAGUCGCAGUUUGGGACGCGGGGCGUGCGGUUGCAGUUUUCUUUCCCGUUUUGCUGUCACAGCCGAUCCCUUCUCGAGUCCAGGAUAGACUGGGCGCGCGCCCGCGUGUGUGUGAGCGGGACUCAGGGCAGAGGUGUCCCCUCGCUGUCUUUUUUUUUUUUUUAAUUCCUUUUAUCCAAAGAAGGCAGUUCUUACCUUUGCCUCCCGGUCACCCAUUUGGGAGCCCGGCUGGCGUGCGGAGUGGUUCGGGUUUUCUUUUUGUUUUCUUUUUUCUUUCUUUUAAUUUUGAACUUGUGAGCGCUCUCCCCCUCCUUUUUACCCCCUCUUCCCCUCCCCCCAAUUUGGGCUCAGUGCCGCCAGCGCUGGUUUCCUUGAAUAACCGCUUUCUGCCCAUUCUCUGGCAACCCCAGCCUCAGUUUGUUCCUCCGCCCUCGCCCCUGGCCCGGGAGGGUGGGAAGCCUUGUCCCCGCCCUUCCCGUCUCGGCAGCGGUAGCCGCACCUGCUCAAUAUGAAUGGGGUCAACGACCCACCUCUUUUUAUAAAAGAUAUUAAGCCCGGACUGAAAAACUUAAAUGUCGUCUUUAUUGUCCUGGAGAUAGGACGCGUGACCAAAACCAAAGACGGCCAUGAAGUCAGAUCGUGCAAAGUAGCAGAUAAAACGGGCAGCAUCACUAUUUCCGUGUGGGAUGAGAUUGGAGGUCUCAUACAGCCAGGGGAUAUUAUUCGGUUGACCCGAGGAUACGCAUCCAUGUGGAAAGGAUGUCUGACACUUUAUACUGGAAGGGGUGGUGAACUUCAAAAAAUUGGAGAAUUUUGUAUGGUUUAUUCAGAAGUGCCAAAUUUCAGUGAGCCCAACCCAGAUUAUCGAGGACCGCAGAACAAAGGGGCACACAAUGAACAGAAGACUAAUUCCAUGAAUAGUAAUAUAGGUACAGGUACAUUUGGAUCAAUGGGAAAUAGCCUUCAAACUGGCCCUGAAUCAAGGGGAUACCAACUUUCAUAUGCUGGUAGAAGCAAUGUCCGGGGACCUAUCAAUACACAGCUACCAGGAGCUGCUAAUAAUCAAACAGUCAUGACCACAAUAAGUAAUGGCAGGGACCCUCGGAGAGCCUUUAAAAGAUGACCUAUGCCAAAUAGUCACAUGUAGUUUUUAAACUACGUGCCCUACUUGAACACUUAGUGCACUUUUAUUUAUUGUUAACUGUGAAAAAUAUGUCCUUUAUUGGUUUCCUUUUAUGUUUUUGGUUUGUUUAGAAGAGUGGUUUUUUUUAUAGCAAAACUGUUAAGCUGCUCAAGACUCCUGUUGAAUGGGAACACUGAAAAGUAGGGGCAUAUAUUUUUAGAGCAAAAAAGUUAUUGGAUAUCCUCUAAAAAUUGCACCCAUUUCAAGGGUGAGUUAUUUAAAACAGCAGCUUUAUAGCCUCUAUGAGUCUUCUGUAUGAAUUUUGUAAUAUUUCACAUAAGGCUUAAUGGGAGAUGUUCUUUGUCGUAAAUUCAGAUAUUGCCAACUAAAGCAAUAACCACCAACAAAACAAAACAGAAACUUGGUCAAUGCCAACAAUAGUUUUUGAGUGUUUGUUACUCCAAGAAUGAAUGAUUUUGUUGAGUGACUACCAUUAAGAUUUCCCAAGAAAUGAAUCAUCUUAAAUGAAUCAUCCUAAAUUGUUUCAUUACCAAAAAAGAUUAUCAGAAUUAUGGAACAGAAUGCAAUCUGUAUUGUAAUAUGUAAGUUUUAGAGGAAAGCUACUUUGCUUUAUUUUCAGAUAGUGCUCUUAACAUUUGUUAUUAGCGUGGAUUUUGAAAGAAAAUUUUAAGAGGCCUUGAAUAUUUAUUUUUGAAUCUACCAUGUUAAAUAUUGAUGUUUAAUUUGAGAGAGUUAUAAAGUCAUAAUAAACAUUGAUUAAUUAUUUUUAAAAAUAAUUUUGGUGAAUGUAGUGAAGGUGAUUCAAAUUGAAUUCAUAUAUUAAUAUGCAGUCUUAAGUUAUAGAUCCUAGGUAUUUACAGGUACUCAGCCUGAACUGAAAAUCCUAGGUGGUACUUCAAUUUGAAGUUUGUGUGUGUUGUCAAAAGUUUCUGAAUACAAUUCACAUAGCCUUAUUAAAUAGCAAAAGUUAAAUGACAAAGAAGUGAUUACAGCUUUAUUUAGAAACGUUAAGGUGGAAUUUAUUUAUGUGUCAUAAAUGGUACCCACUUCUACUUUUUACUGUAGGGUGGUUAACUGGCAAAUUUUUCUUUUGUUUAGAAUUUACCUCUUCUUAAAUAUUAUCUCUUGAAUAAAACUUGCGUUAAUGUUAACAGAUUUUGGAGUUUUGGAAA